UAAUGUUUUUGUUUCUAUUUUUCAGAUCCUUAUGUGAAGAUUCAUCUGAUGCAGAAUGGCAAGAGGCUGAAGAAGAAAAAGACAACAAUUAAAAAGAAUACACUUAACCCCUACUACAAUGAGUCAUUCAGCUUUGAAGUACCCUUUGAGCAAAUCCAGAAAGUGCAAGUGGUGGUAACUGUUUUGGACUAUGACAAGAUUGGCAAGAACGAUGCCAUCGGCAAGGUGUUCGUGGGCUACAACAGCACUGGGGCGGAGCUGCGACACUGGUCAGACAUGCUGGCCAACCCCCGGCGCCCCAUCGCCCAGUGGCACACCCUGCAGGUGGAGGAGGAAGUUGAUGCCAUGCUGGCAGUGAAGAAGUAAGGGAGAAGAAGCCUUUCUGUGUCUGCCCACAUAGUGCUCCUUAGCCAGUAUCUGUAAAUACCUCAGUAAUAUGGGUCCUUUCAUCUUUCCAGCCAUGCGUUCCUAUCACAAUUCAGUGGUACUUCAAACCCUGUUUUAAUUUGCACAGAUUUAAAUGUAGAGAGCCCCAAAGCCCUUCAUCAUACCACUGCCCUCCAAAUCUACUCUUCUUUUAAGCAAUAUGAUGUGUAGAUAGAGCAUGACGGAAAUUCUUUAUUGUAUCACACCGUUGUAUAUACCAGUAUGCUAAAGAUUUAUUUCUAGUUUGUGUAUUUGUAUGUUGUAAGCGUUUCCUAAUCUGUGUAUAUCUAGAUGUUUUUAAUAAGAUGUUCUAUUUUAAACUAUGUAAAUUGACUGAGAUAUAGGAGAGCUGAUAAUAUAUUAUACGGUAAAUAGAGUAUCAUCUGCAUUCCAGCAAAAAUCUCAACUUGUAAGGCACUAGUACAGUGAAACUGACAUCUUAAAGGACAACUUAAACCUGAGCUUUCUAUUGAAUGAUAUGAGCACCAAGAUACACUUACACCACAAAUUCGGUGGGUGAAUCCAGUUUUGUAGAACUUCUUCACAGGCAAAUUAGCAUGAUCUGAGCAGCAUCCAGCGUGACCUCCAGGAAUUACAGCCACAAACAGAAUGGCAUCCAUCUGUGCAUAUCUACAGGGCUCAAGUCAGAGCUUACUCUGACAUUCGAGGAAGCGACUGAGCAGUGGUCAAUGAUUCCAUGUUACUGCAGAGUAACGCCAUGAUGGUGUUGCGCGUGUGUGCGUGUGCGUGUGUGUACACACCUGCAUUUGUCUGGGGCUGGGAGGGAUAGGAAGGAAGCAGAGGAGAGAAGUCGGCAUUUUGAAAUGUUGCCUGACCAUUCAAAGAGAAAAGCAGCUCUCCGUUCUCACCUUCACACACAAUGUGCACCCUGUGAAUUCGGUUCCAGCUGUCACACCUACAAUGAUUCCAAAGGUUUGCACAUCAGACUUCAUAACAAAAUAUUUUAUUAUAUCAGAUUAGAAGGAAUGCAGAAUAUUUUUAACACAGCAAUCUGUGCUUACGACACAAAAUUACUUUGUGGCAAACAGACAGUAUUGUAAUCCCAUCAAAAGAGGAAGGAAAGAAUUAGCCAUAGUUCUGAAUGCACUUCCAUUAAGCCAAAACAGACAGCUAGCUAGCGAACUUUUUAUAUGCUCUUUUUACGUAAAUAAGUUUUAAUUUGUCCUUUAAAAAAAAAAAAGGUGAAACACAACCAAGAACAAGUUCUAGAAAACUGAAGCAACCUCUUAUGUAUACUAGAUGCUUGAUUUAGGAGGAGUUUUUAAAUGUUUUCACUGUUAUUCUGUAGUGAAUGGCACUAUUAUGAAGCUACUAGUCAUUCCAUAAGAGUCUUAAAGGACUGCUCUGCGUACACUGUGACUGCCGUAUGUGCUUAGACACCUAACGUAGUUUCCUCAGUGGGUAGCACUCAAUCUAUUCCUUAGUGAUGUUGUGACAAUACUGCCAUUCCCUCCUACUGCACUGCCCAAGGUGUGUGUAGCACAAACAGUUCUCAUUACAAAGGACCAACUCAGCACUGAAACGCUAUGCAUAGGGUAAGAGUGAUACGAAGCAUGAGGUGGACCACACAGCUUUUUGUCAAGCACUGUGCAAUAUACCAUACUGAUCCCCGCUGCAGUAGACCACCACUUCGCCCAAGGGCAGCCUCUGAUCUCACACUGCAUCUAGCCUUUUCUCCCACCAGCCUCUGUGGUUCCUUCUCCCUCCCAGGCCAGAGAGUGUAGGAAUGCUCUGAAGGGAAAGUCUGUCUUCAAAAAUACCAAAACAAAAUGGAAGGAAGCUAAGCAUUAGCCUCACGUUCAGGCUUUUGGAUUUCGUGCCACGGUUCUUAAAACCUCAAAAAGAAUUCAAAAAGGGCUAAUGGGAAGCUUCAAUCGUAGGGCUGGCUAUUUCCUGAGAAAACUAGAAUUCUUGUCUAGUUCUCUCCUCAUCAAAGCAGAGGCCAGCCCUUUGGCCUUUCAGCCCAGUCGUAGCAGAUGCCUUGGGACUGGGAUAGACCUGAAGGGCGAGGGGAGAAUAACACCUCCCCAUUCUGUGGAUGCGCCACACUUUUUUCAAAAAGUAGACAGUAGAAAAUGCACAAGUCCUGAUGUGAGAUUAAACACCUGCUUUAAAAAAAAGAUUCAAAUGAGACUCCUUCCGAUUUAAAAGAUAAGACCCUACCAAAGCGAGGGAGUUGACUGACUUUUUUAAGUUCCUUGAAUGUCAGAAAUUGACAUUUGAGUUCACCGUAUUCAGCUCUAAGUUGUUCGCACCGAAACAAACAUUUUGAAACAAGCAGGUUCGAGCUGCCAAGUACACACCAUUUCUUGCGUUAAAGCACGACUAAUGCGUUCUCUUGCAACACUGCCAGACAUGGGAUAUUGUCACCAUAGAAUCAGUUGGUACUACGCCACCCAUCAUAAGUCAGUGACCGAUCCUGCUUCAAGACCGAGACUCAUCCUCCAAUAAGCCACACGUACCCUUCUGACAAAGCUGUGCAAAGUACUAGAAUCUGAUGCUCUGGAACGAUCCUCGUUGCCUUUGUGUAUAUUUACUGCCUGCUUGAGUGCUUCUCUGUGUGGAUUUUCUCUGUAUCUUGUAGAAAUGUUGGGGUGUUUUCUUCUGCCAUAUGGCUCGUGGCCCGCGAGCCAACUACUUUAGCUGUAUUUUACCUUCAUUUUUGAUGAGGUGGUUUAAAUUUUGUUUCAUUUCGUGUAGUGAAUUCCACAGUAGUUUUCUGAUUGUUGUUAACAAUGACUUGACAUAUUACAUGGAUAUUCAAUAAAAAUGUUUUAUUUCCUGUUGA
Odocoileus virginianus texanus is the source of this 3235-nucleotide messenger RNA. The record is from RefSeq and is a predicted model, not a curated record. NCBI's taxonomy places the organism in Eukaryota, Metazoa, Chordata, Mammalia, Artiodactyla, Cervidae.